Messenger RNA from Menidia menidia (Atlantic silverside), 1053 nucleotides. NCBI's taxonomy places the organism in Eukaryota, Metazoa, Chordata, Actinopteri, Atheriniformes, Atherinopsidae. The record is from the annotation of a GenBank genome assembly.
GGCAGCCGGGUUCAUUUACCCUCCUGUCAGGCAAAGGGAACCAUUCAAAAACAGGCAAUGGCUGAGGACUGUCCAAAAAGCAUGACCAUUGGCUUUUGUGUAUUUGUCCUGUUUUCCACCCUCCAUGUCUCACUGAGUGUAGAAAUGACAGGGUUAUUUGGCAACUUUACCUCCCCUGACUUCCCCGAUCCGUACCCUGACAACAAGCACAUAGUGUGGAACAUCACCGUACCACAGGGCCAGCGGAUUAAACUUUACUUCACCCACUUCAGCAUGGAGCCCUCAAACCAAUGUGAAUAUGACUACAUUCAGGUUUUGGCAGAGGGAAACGAAACUUUACGGUUCUGCGGUGAGGAAGAAAAGAACCACGAAAGCACCCCCAGGAACACCGUCAUCCUGUCAGCUGGGAACCUCAUGUCAGUGGUCUUUAGGAGUGACUACUCUAACGAGGGCCGAUUCACCGGCUUCCAAGCAUUUUACACCUCAGAAGACAUCAAUGAGUGUAUGUCCAAGGUUGAUGGGGAGAAAAUGUGUGAUCAUUUUUGCCACAAUUACAUUGGAGGCUAUUACUGCACGUGCAGACAAGGAUACCUUCUCCAUGACAACAAAAGAUCCUGCACAGUGCCCUGCCAAAGGCAGGUGUUAUCGUCUCCAUCUGGGGUUCUGACCAGUCCAAACUACCCAAGCCCUUACCCACCCAUGAGCCAGUGUGACCACACUAUCCGGCUACCAGAGGGCUCCAGAAUAAUCCUAGACUUCCCGGAACCCUUUGACAUAGAGGGACACCAAGACGUACCCUGUCCGUAUGAUAUGUUGAAGAUCUCAACAGCAGGACAAGAGUACGGACCCUUUUGCGGGCCAACACCACCUGGCCGCAUCGACACAGGGAGUUAUGAAGUGCACAUCGCAUUCAGAUCUGACUCCACUGGGAAAAACAAGGGAUGGAAGAUCAAGUACACCAGCAUCAAAGCCAAGGCUCUCGCUUUAAAUUAGAAUUUGUCUGAUUUUCUUGAAUGUUUGUCCUUGGUGCAAAUAAAGCAAUAUUUGACAAUA